CAAAUUCUGUGCGCUUGCGCUACAGCGCGAAUUUCAGCAAUCCAUAUCUAUCAUCCGCAUCUUCUUUGCAUCGUCUAUACGUUUUACUGGGUCCCGACGCGCAAAAACGAACGCUGCGUAUGAACGACGCGAGUAACUGCGCUUCCCUGACAAGCGCGAAAAUGCGCCGCGCAAUCAGUUACAGCGCAAUGUAUAGGACUAACAGGCCCGCUCGUUAUCAGGGGCAGUGGCAAGAAAAUGUGAAGCGUUCUUGCCGCUUGACAAUUUUAAAAGCUAUUACAAGAUAGAAACAAAGCUGCAUUCACUGACAUUAUUGAAGGGCAAUAUGGCGAACGGUGAAGUGCCAGCUCGGCAGGUCGAGCGCGGCCUGCGCGCCUGCGCCGUGGUGGCAGCGAUGGUGACGGCGGUGGCGCAGGCGCCUAGCAGCAGCAGCGGCGCUGCAGGGCCUCGGCCCAGCAGUUGCGGCCUGCACGUGCGUAGCGGAGGGGGCCACGUGGAGGUGGACAGCGCGGCGUCGCCCAAGAAGCUGCGCCGGCGCGCAGGUUGAGGCCGGCCGGUGUCUGGUUAGCGGUCUUUGCUGGCGAGCAUAGCACCGCACAGUAUGUGGUAGGCCGCAGCAGAGAGGAGUGUUGUGGCUAGAGGAUUCCCUGCGGUUUGGUUGACUGCUGGCUGUGCUUGUGCUUUACAGCGGGACGCAGCUGACACAUGACGGGCAGUGCCUGUACGAACCGACCCCGGCUAUGUCCGGGCGAUGAGGUUGUUCGGCCUCAGAGAGUGGAGGGGCUCAGCCCCUUUUCCCGUGACCGGGGAACACUUGCCUGUGAGAGGGACGUCUUGUCUUUGUGCCGCUGCAACCUUGGAACCUCCAGAGGUGCGAUGGGACAGGGUAAGGGGCAGGUUGGCUAAGGUUGGCGUAGUACCGUCGUGUGCAGCGUAUUUACAGACCCCAACAUUCCAUUCAUGACGUCAAGGCAAGACCGCGCGGCACCCUUUCUCGUGUACGGAUGGGAAGUCAAAGACCAUGGUCACUUAAGCCCCAGGGUUGAUUUAGCUUAUGGAGCCAGAAGACCAGGAGCCAGCACAGCAGUAGCCCGAAUCCAGGGGAGCAGCAGACAGGUGAAACGAAGCAGUUGGUCCCCUUCAGGCCCUCUCCCAUCGAGCAGGGGUUUGGACAGCCUGGACGUGUCGGCCAGCGAAGCGGACACGGUGUCCAAGUGUGUAAAUUGCCGCCUGA
Messenger RNA from Chlamydomonas reinhardtii, 1234 nucleotides. RefSeq lists its product as uncharacterized. NCBI's taxonomy places the organism in Eukaryota, Viridiplantae, Chlorophyta, Chlorophyceae, Chlamydomonadales, Chlamydomonadaceae. The transcript is spliced from 2 exons. The coding region runs from base 326 to 547 and encodes 73 amino acids. The record is from RefSeq and is a predicted model, not a curated record.